Molecule: messenger RNA, 1031 nt
Organism: Manihot esculenta (cassava)
Lineage: Eukaryota; Viridiplantae; Streptophyta; Magnoliopsida; Malpighiales; Euphorbiaceae
Product: MYB-like transcription factor ODO1
Exons: 2
Coding region: 116-955 (279 amino acids)
Source: RefSeq, a predicted model, not a curated record
ACGGCGACGAUCGGACUGUAUACAAAGGUGGCUGUGGGCUUUCGAGUUUUUACGCCGAUUAGUGCGCAAACUCGAUCAUAUUGCUGGCGGUGUUUCCUUUGUAUGUGUGUUUGAUAUGGGGAGACAACCUUGCUGUGAUAAACUUGGGGUGAAGAAAGGGCCAUGGACGGCUGAAGAGGAUAAGAAACUCAUCAACUUCAUUCUUACAAAUGGGCAGUGCUGUUGGAGAGCUGUUCCUAAGCUUGCUGGCCUUCGGAGAUGCGGCAAGAGCUGCCGUCUUCGUUGGACUAAUUAUCUUCGACCUGACUUGAAGAGAGGCCUUCUCACUGAAGCAGAAGAAAAAUUGGUUAUUGAUCUUCAUGCUCGUCUUGGCAAUAGGUGGUCCAAGAUUGCUGCUAGGUUGCCAGGAAGAACAGACAAUGAGAUCAAGAAUCACUGGAACACCCACAUAAAAAAAAAGCUUCUUAAGAUGGGGAUUGAUCCAGUUACACAUGAACCCUUCCACAAAGAGGCCAAGACUGAGGAGAGUUCAUCCACAUCCCGGCCAGAUAAUCUUCUACCGGAAUCCGGCAGCACCACCAACAACAGUAGUUUGCACGAAAAUGAUGGCAUCGUAAACUCCGAGGAAAAUUCAAGCUCACCCCAUGAAAACUGUUGCACCGAUGAAUCGACUCUAUUAGAUAGUAUCUGCAACGACGAAACGCUGUUGAAUAGUUUGUGGAUGGAUGAGCCUCCUCUAGUUGACGCAUCAUGGAACAAUAAUAUUAAUCCUCCUGCAACAGAUGAUGCUAAAAAUGGCGAAAUGGGUUAUCCAUAUCCAUAUCCAUUGUGGGAAGAUAAUUGCACCUGGUUAUUUGAUUGCCAAGACUUCGGAGUCCAUGAUUUUGGGUUUGAUUGCUUCGACAACCUGGAAUUUAAGUCACUGAACUCAUUGGAGAUGGAAGAAAAGCACUAGGUUAAUAUACUUAUGUUACGUACGUAGUGAGAAAAUUUUAAGGUUAUAUAAUACGAGGAAGAAAAUGGUACAGAAA